UUUUACCUUUUACUUAGUUCCUCAUUUCUCAUCUCAUUGCGAUCAGGCAUUGACAAAAGGGAGAGCUCGACAGCCGAGAAGAGGAAACCUUCGCUGGAUGAAAACCCAGAGAACUCAACUAAUAUGCUUCCUUAUGCGUACCUGCCUGGUCAUGAGCCACACCCAGCUCCAGAGUGUACGCUCACAUUAUUUCAGUGGCAGAUCAAGCAGGAAGCGUGCAGGUAUGAUGGCAUCUCUCCCGAGUUGCUGAGCUUGCAGGACGCGGACGGCGACACAUGUCUUCACAUAGCUGUGGCUCAAGGCCGAAGGGCUCUGGUGUACAUGCUGUCUUCCAAGCUGGCCAACUGUGGCGCUUUGGAGGUGAAGGAGCGACACGGACAGACGCCGCUUCACAUCGCUGCAGCAGCCAAUCAACACCUAAUUGUCGGUGACCUGCUGGUGCACGGCGCAAACAUCCACACCAGAGACUCAUGGGGCCGCUCGCCUCUACACGUUUGCGCUGCGAAAGGAUUCUACCUUUGUCUACAGAGCAUCUGGAAGACUUUCUCAGGAUGUUUACAGGCAAUUGAUACCGAAAUAUUCAAUUAUGACGGUCUAACUCCGCUUCAUCUUGCUGUAUUGUCUCACAAUGCUGUUGAAAAUGAGUGGAGGAGAAUGGCUCAUACUUGUACCAGGGACCAGGACCAGUACCAGCAAAGGAAACAAAUGUAUGUUCUAUGUGUGGAGGCCCUGCUGAACAUGGGCGCCUCCUGUGGGACUGCGGACUUAAAAAGUGGACGGACAUGUUUGCACAUGGCCGCUGAAGAGGCCAAUCGACAGCUGUUGACGAUCUUCCUCAAGCAGUCGUCUGGGUUGAGCAGUCUGAACAACAAGACAUUCAGCGGCAACACGGCCCUGCACAUCGUCAGCUCCUUACAAAACUAUCCCACUCAGCUGGAAGCAGUGAAGAUGCUGAUGAUAGGAGGAGCCGACCCCACAGCAAGAAACUUGGAGAAUGAGCUUCCCUGGCACCUGGCACAUGGAGGACCCGCUGGUGCGUCGGAUCCUGAGAGGAAAGCGUUGAUGAGGCCUAAAAGUGCUCCAGAACAGAACAGAACACUGUCAGUUAGACAGUCUAACGUAAAUAUUUGCCCUCACGAGGCAGAUGUUGGUCGUUUCAGUGAAACAAAUCAUUGUGAUGUAAUACUCAAUGAGCAAAUGUAGUAGAUCUAGGGUUCAUCGUGUAUUCUUUUAUGAUAGGUUUUAGAUUUCUUGUGUUCAGACAUGGGCGGCACGGUGGACGACUGGUUAGCACAUCUAGCUCACAGUUCUGAGAACUGGGGUUCAAAUCCCAGCCCCACCUGUGUGGAGUUUGCAUGUUCUUCCCGUGGCUGUGUGGGUUUUCUCUGGCUACUCCGGUUUCCUCCAACAUCCCAAAAAUCAUGCGUGGUAGGUUGAUUGAAGACUCUAAAUUGCCCAUAGGUGUGAAUAUGAGUGCGAAUGGUUGUUUGUUUAUAUGUGCCCUGUGAUUAACUGGCGACCAGCUCAGGGUGUACCCUGCCUCUCGCCCGAAGAUAGCUGGGAUAGGCUCCAGCACGCCCACAACCCUAGUGAGGAUAAGCGGUACAAAAAAAAUGGAUGGAUGGAUGUUCAGACAUGUUUUGUUUUUUUCUGGUAAAGAGAAGUUCUCUUACCUUGCUGACGUUAACACAGCCAUGACCACCGGAAAAGAAAACAUUUUUCUGAACACAACAAAUGUAAAACCUAGCAAAUAUGUGAUACUGAAAUUUGUGUUUUGUACCUACUCAUGUGAGGUUUUCUAUGAUGUACGCUAUUGUGGACUUGUAACUACAAUUAAGUUAUAUUGUGGCACAUAAUGAGACAGAUGGGUUCAAGUGCAAACAUUAAGCCACUUAUGCACUUCUUUUGUGGAUAUUAAACUCUUAAGUUUCAAUGGACGCGUGACUUAUUUUUAAUUUUUGAAAUGACUUUGUAGGCAUCUUAAUGUAAGAUGAGUAAAUGUUUAAAGUUUCAGAAUUGUGAUUCAAACCAGACAUCCAUUUUCUUUCUUCCUGUUUUGACUAUGCUGUACUUAUACUAUAUUCAUUAUAUUUUCUGGAGAUACAGUCGGUUUACCUUAUAUACAUGGACUGUGAAGAAUGGAUUGAUUGAUUUUCAACAGUCAAUAAAUCUGAUGGAGUCUUAAUGGCAAUAUAGGAGUUAUGGUAUGAGGAGUGGAUUUUCCCAUUAGCAUUAGCAUUUUCAAGUUGAUCAAAACCCUGUCAUGUCAAGUAAUAUGAUCUAAAUCUACAUUUGCCUUUUGUUGACCAAUCCUGAAAGUGUGUUGAUCAAUUCAUGAAUUUUAUUAUUAUUAUUAUUAUUUUUUUACUUAACCUCCACACCACCACCAACUUCAAUGUCUUCGUUCAUCGCAGUACCAUCUAAUUUUGUGAGGAAAAAUAAAUUUUAACGUCUUCAAAUGAAAAUGAUGCAUCUGCCAUGUAAUUAUUUUUAUAUUUGUUUCAGAUACAUUAAACUUACAAGUCAAUGGCACACAUAUUGUUAAGUCUGAAAAGGCCAGAACAAGAACAUUGUCUGUCGCAAUAAACAUCUGAAGUUACAGAAAGGAAUCAGACAAACAGUGUGUUGGUUCGACAUAUGGCACAUCCCAAUCUUUCAUGUUUCAGAGCUACAUAACGGCACACAAUAAAAUUAUCU
Molecule: messenger RNA, 2697 nt
Organism: Phycodurus eques (leafy seadragon)
Lineage: Eukaryota; Metazoa; Chordata; Actinopteri; Syngnathiformes; Syngnathidae
Gene: nfkbiz
Product: nuclear factor of kappa light polypeptide gene enhancer in B-cells inhibitor, zeta
Exons: 9
Coding region: 124-1203 (359 amino acids)
Biological process (GO): regulation of gene expression
Cellular component (GO): nucleus
Molecular function (GO): protein binding
Source: RefSeq, a predicted model, not a curated record